Messenger RNA from Neurospora crassa OR74A, 1638 nucleotides. RefSeq lists its product as hypothetical. The transcript has a single exon. The record is from RefSeq and is a predicted model, not a curated record. NCBI's taxonomy places the organism in Eukaryota, Fungi, Ascomycota, Sordariomycetes, Sordariales, Sordariaceae. Bases 1 to 1578 code for a protein of 525 amino acids.
AUGUCUAUCUGCGUCGCCAUCCAGUCGGCCUUGUUCUACUACCUCGCCUGCACUCCAUGUCUCCAACUUCGCCAUGAACACCGAACACAGAAAAAGGCGAAGAAGGAGCGAAAGGAAAAGGCACGAAUCAUUGCUGAGCAGCCACACCUAUAUCGCCAUCCGGACCCCUAUAAUACGAACCCCUACUGGGCCGAGGAGAUCCGCAUGGGGCCAUGUCUACCCAAGAAGAACAAACCGAACGAUGCUAGCAAGAGUCAGAGCCAGAGGGGCUUAAUGUGGGAAAGUCGAGAUGGAGUGAGCAUAGCAACUGGGAGUACGCAUGCCAUCAGCAUGGCACAGCCGAUGACAGCGACGCCAAUAACACCGACAACGGAGGAAACCAACAAUAAGCCUGUUGGGUUUGUCCACCCUCCGCUCGUGGACGUAGCAGCAGACCUAGCAACAGACGCAGAGACGGAGACUAUCAGGCCAGAUACAAGGUGGCCCUCUUCUACGUCCGGUGUUCCAGAACAGCAUGAUGAUGCCGUUAGUGCCGUACUGAGCAAGACAGCUUCUGCGACAACAGUCGGCACCGACUGGAACAUGAAGCGGUAUCAGCGCGAAGAUGAGGAACUCUGGGGCUACGACGAUGAGUCCAUCAGAACAAGUUACAAGUUCAUGGACGCCAUCAAGCAGGCUGGUUCGAGCGCUGGCCGCUAUGUCGAAUCCAAGCUAGGGCUCGAGAAGCAGGUGACGGAGGAGGAUAGGUACAACUUUUACUUCUCCACCAAGAACCCGCCCGUCAACGACUACCAUCCUCCGGUCGUCAGCAGCAAGCCUUCGCACAAGAACGCGCGUGCCUGGAUGUUGCAACCCCCACCCCCCGCCAAGGUGAUGGAGGGCAAGGUCCCCGUUAGCAGGAGCGCCAGCACGAUGAGCGUUCAAUCCAAGAGGACGAUGGGCAGCACCAUGUCGACGGACGGACGGCCAUCGCUGGGGCGAAUUGUUGGCGACAAGGCUCUUGAGGCUAAGAUUCAGCAGCGAACUGCCAAUGGUGACGGAUAUCUGGAUCCCGAGUUGUAUUCCGUUGCUUCGACCAUGUCCCGGGCGAGAUCUAAGAGAGCCACCAACGGUUCAAUGGCACGGAGAACCAGCAGCCGUCUUACAACCAGAAGCCAGGACCUGUCUACGGGCUCUGACGGAUCCGACGAGGACAACUCAAGCACCAAAGCACCGAAAAGACGGACCACACGGAGACGUAGCAACCGCAAUGCCAAGCCCGACAGCGAUGAAAACGAGGAGGAGGACGCCUACAUCUCCAAGAGCCCGGAGUCACUGAGCAGCACCCAUUUCCCUCCCCACGCCGCUCAGAGACCCAAGCUCCCUACCAUCAAGAGCGCAGGUGAUGCUCGUCUCGCUUCGGAGGACAGGACGCUGUCUUCGUCACCGAAGGUCAGGCCCACCAGCAGAUCCAGCACCAAGCUCGUCCUGCAAGACGCGACCAACUCGUCGAGCUCCGUGUCUUCUUCCUCUAACAAGAUGAAUCAGAAGGAGCGCAUGAUUGGCUCAAUCGACAGCGGUCUCGCUAUGCAUGCGUAAUCGGGCCUCAAAGGUCUACAUCUUGUCAGAGAGAGAAUGUCAAGUGGGACAGCGAUGGGC